AUGUCUGCUCCAUGGGCUAAUGGCAUCACACAUGUGGGUCAAAGUUUUGAGGGUGGGGCUACUGAAUUUCGUAAUGUUCUUCGUAAGUAUGCGGUUGAAUGUGGAUUUCGGUUCAAGUAUGUGAAGAAUGACUCCGUUCGGAUUAUAGCUGUGUGCACAAUGAGGGAAUCAAAAGGACACAUGUGGUCUAUACACGCACGAGGUCUGCAUGCUGAUGAGUUCUUUUACAUUCGUAAGUGGAAUACAGAGUGCAGUUGCGGUGUUGCCAUUCGAACACCAAAAAACCUGAGGGCUGGGUCUGAUUUAGGAUCUGAUGUUAUCUCUGAAUUAGUACAUGACAAACCCCUCACACGACCGUCUGACGUUGUUUAUGACUUGAAGAAAGUUUAUGGAUUAGAGAUAAGCUACCGAGUAGCAUGGUUGGACGUUAAGAAAGCAAAAGGCGAGAUGUUCGGUGCACAUUCCAUUUCAUUCAAUCAAUUACGGUGGUAUAGUAAUUUUGUUAUGGAAAACAAUCCAGGCAGUUACAUUAACAUUGACUAUAAUGACCAAAAUCACCGGUUUGAACGAUAUUUCAUAUCAUUCAAAGCCUGUAUCGAUGGUUUCAAUCAUUGUCGCCCUUUACUAUUCCUGGAUGGUUACCUUCUUGAAGGGGAAAUUCAAAGGCACCUUGCUAGCUGCUACUUCAAAGGAUGGCAAUCAAGGGGUGACCGAUAUGGCGAGAUGUGUUCCAACGCUGCUGAGUCAUUCAACUCAUGGAUUCGUGAGGCACGCCACCUCCCAAUCACACAGAUGGUUGACAGCAUUAGAACGAAAAUUAUGGAUCAAAUGUCAAAACGCCAACGUAAGUGGCAGAUUAAACAGUUUCCAUAUGCACACGGAUUGGUUGCAAUCCGUAACAGCAGACGAGAUUUGAAUGACUUGGUUGAACCAUAUUACCAUGUGUCCAAAUAUCGUUCCACAUAUGCUUCAAGCAUAACUCCAAUACCGACUGUUGAGAAACCACCAUUCAACACUGAAGAUUUCAUCAUACACCCACCAGUUGUGAAACGACCACUAGGGAGGCCAAAGAAAAAAUGA
Molecule: messenger RNA, 1080 nt
Organism: Camellia sinensis
Lineage: Eukaryota; Viridiplantae; Streptophyta; Magnoliopsida; Ericales; Theaceae
Source: RefSeq, a predicted model, not a curated record